AUGUUUGCAACUCCAUACAGUUUAUCUGAAUUUUGUAUUGGCUUUGGCGUGAUAGAAGAGACUGAGAAUAAGAUGAAGAAGAAGGGAGGAACUGGUCUCGAACACAAAGCCUUAGUUCUAACCGUCAACCACAUAUCCAACGUGUUGCAGCCACUGGCGGUGGCAGUGGCCUCUGUGUCAUACAAGAAUCCGGGGAGUAGAUCGGGGAACACGAACCUACCACCAUUAGAAUCUGGGAUUUUAGAUUCCAUAGAGGUCUUGGUGUUCCAACCUUCUGACUAUGGUCUCCAUUCCGAUGAGUUCCUCUCUGAGCCUAUUAUUUCACAGGUUCGAUUUGCCUUUGAUUUACCUAUCGAUCUUCACCUUUCUCUAUCCCUCUCGCCCACGUCGCUGAUUCCGACCAUAGACGGAAAAGAGAAGCAUCAACAACGAAUAUGCCUCCAUCAAGCAGAAGGUAAUUCGAGGGUGUCUACUCAGUCAAUGGUUGUGUCUAUCCUCUCUCUGAUUCCUGCAAUACUAGACGAUUUAAAGUACAGAAAUUGCAGGCUUCAUGGGAGUAAUGGAGAUAGUAAUGGAGUUUCAUUUUUCAACAAAGAGUCUAUGGAGCAAUUCGAGAAACAAGAUAUUGCCUUCCAAUUGAUUGAGCACAUUCUUGAUAAAGUUCAGAUUGAUACCUGACUUUUAGAGCA
Molecule: messenger RNA, 689 nt
Organism: Lactuca saligna
Lineage: Eukaryota; Viridiplantae; Streptophyta; Magnoliopsida; Asterales; Asteraceae
Source: the annotation of a GenBank genome assembly